AUGAAGCUACUGGAUUCUCUGAAAUUCGGAGCUCCAUGGGCUCUUCUGGUUCUUUCUAUUGGUUGGAUAUGCUACCAGUAUGUUCAGAUUCAGGAGUUACAGGCCAGCCGUCAUAAACGAGAACUCAAUUCAAAUUGGCUUCCAAGAUCUGACGAUGAUUCCACGAUUUUCAUGCCGAUUUAUGCACAAGUUUCAAAAAAGCACAUUCGAAAAGUGUGCAUGGAGCAUUUUCACUCACUGAAACACUAUAGAGAACUGGAAAGAAAAGAACCGACACCAUCACCAAAACAAUCUUCGGCAGUGGUUAAAGAAUUGAAGAGAAAAUGUUCGGCCGAGGUAUCGUUUGGUCAACCCGUCCUAAUCGGUGAACGUAAGAACUCGGAUGGCUGCGCCUAUUUGGAUGGUGGUCACUGGCAUGUCUGCGAACUAUCUCACGGAUACACGAUGCUUUCAUUUAAAGGGAAUCGAAGACUGAAUAGCUCGGAAACGCGGGCGGUUCAAUUUUUACCGUAUCCGUUUGAUGGAACCGACAACAUGGUUUACAACAACACCAUGUAUUAUAGUGAAAACGAUAGGCUAAUCUCAUAUAAUUUGAAGUCGGAAAAGUCGAAUUCCAUUCAUUUGAGAACGUCUUUGGAACCGCUCUACGCCAACUCCACUUCCCGCCUCGACGUCCAAGCAGAGGAACACGGCAUCUGGGUGCUUUAUAGAAGACGUGACGAGAAUAUUCUCUCAGUCAGCCGCAUCAACGUACACAACAUGCAAAUUGUUUCCAAUUGGACGCUUCCAUCUAUUGAUACUUCAACGAUGUGUAAUGCGUUUGUGAGAUGCGCAAUUUUGUAUUCUGUGGAGUGUGAUGGAACAGUGACUCCAGUUUAUGACUUUUAUAGUCAUACCUAUAUCCAAGGAAGAAAAACGUUGUGGGAAGGAUUGGAACAACCGAUUGGAAAUGUGCAAUAUGAUCCGAACAGCAAGUCGAUUGCAAUUUAUGCCAACGCCCAUAUUUACAAAGUGGCAGUUUUGCAAUAA
Messenger RNA from Caenorhabditis briggsae, 1029 nucleotides. Gene Ontology annotation, biological process: signal transduction. The transcript is spliced from 7 exons. NCBI's taxonomy places the organism in Eukaryota, Metazoa, Nematoda, Chromadorea, Rhabditida, Rhabditidae. The coding region runs from base 1 to 1029 and encodes 342 amino acids. The record is from RefSeq and is a predicted model, not a curated record.